Messenger RNA from Venustampulla echinocandica, 2490 nucleotides. RefSeq lists its product as uncharacterized. The transcript has 3 exons. NCBI's taxonomy places the organism in Eukaryota, Fungi, Ascomycota, Leotiomycetes, Helotiales, Pleuroascaceae. The record is from RefSeq and is a predicted model, not a curated record. The coding region runs from base 1 to 2490 and encodes 829 amino acids.
AUGCCCUUAAUCAAUAAUUUCAACCGCCAUACGGAGUGGGUUUUUAUUGCGACGACCACGACCUUUGCGCUCACAACCCUCUUCGUCGCAGGGAGGCUCAUUAGCCGCUUCUUUAUUCUUAGGCAUGGAACCGCUGAUGACUGGUGGAUGAUAUUAGCUUGGUUUCUUGCUUUCGGACUGUCUUUCUCCAUCGAUUAUGGCACCUCGAAAGGAUUGGGACGACACGAUGCUCAUAUUCGGAAAACAGAUGUACUUUCUUUACAAAGAUCCGAAUAUGCCUUUACUAUUCUCUAUAAUCCAGCUUUAAUGGCGACCAAAACCUCUAUCCUAGUCCUAUAUCUUCGCUUCUCGAAAGACAGUCAACGUGUACUCCGGAUCGGAUCAUAUAUAACUCUAGGGGUAGUUAAUGUAGCUGGAGUAGCGUUAACUUUUAUGAACGCUUUGCAAUGCAAACCUAUUACUGCGGCAUAUACACCCUUGAAAGACGCGCGACAAUGUAUAUCUGUCGUUACGUUAUACUUGUGCUCAGUCCCUGUUAAUGUUAUUACGGAUCUUGCUAUUCUAGCUCUCCCAAUACCUAUCCUUACAAAGAUGCGGCUACCACGGAGGCAGAAGAUCAUCCUUGUUUUGACCUUUAUACUAGGUAUCUUCGUUAUAAUCGUUGAUGUCCUUAGGAUAUAUUACCUUCAGGAAGCUAUGUCCAAUCAGUAUAAGGGGACUAGGAAGGCGAAUACGGGGGGGAAUAGAAGGGGGAGUGGAAAAGGAAGUGGAAAGGGGAGUGGAAAGGGGAGUGCUGGGCUGGGCACCACGCCCAACUUUGCAUGGCACGUUAGCACCGCACUUGUGUGGUCUGCUGUCGAGGUAAAUGUUGGAAUUAUCUGCGGCUGCGUGCCUACAUUAAAACCUCUCAUCAAACGCAUCGUACCAUCAAUGCUUACUUCCAAAUAUGGCAAUAGCAAAAUCGGUUCCAGGUCUUCUCAACGCUAUACUUCCAAACCAAAAUCGGGAAUCCAACCGCCCUCUCGGGUGCAAAUCCGGGGUCGUCAGGAAGACUUUUUAACUGUCCCCGAAACAAUACCAGAUAUUGUACAGUCCCGGUCUCCUCCUGAACAGGAACCAGGAAAUACAGUUCACUUUGGCUUUGUUGAUACACAGGUACCUAAGAGUAUGUUGACAACUAAGGGUAUAGACUCGUUCAAAUAUUGCGCUAUAGUUACAAUUCUUUUCUUCCUUUGGGGGUUUUCUUAUGGGCUAUUAAAUACCCUAAAUAGAGAGAUCUCUAAGAUUGCUAGGUAUAGUCCUAGCCAGACUCUCAGUCUUACUGCUGCAUAUUUUGGGGCUUACUUCUUUGGGGCAAUGAUAGUUGGGCAAUGGACUCUUCGGCGUGGUGGCUUUAAGGCCACCUUUAUUUGUGGGCUAUGUAUAUAUGGCACAGGGACGUUGAUAUUUUGGCCCUCGGCAGUUUUGACCUCCUUUCCUGGUUUCCUCAUCUCAAAUUUUGUCGUUGGCUUCGGUCUAUCAGUACUCGAAACUGCCGCAAACCCAUUCCUCGCACUCUGUGGACCAGUAUAUCACGCUGAGUUACGACUACUCCUCGCACAGGGCGUCCAGGUAGUCGCGACUAUCCUUAGCCAGCUUCUAGCGGAAAAAGUUCUAUUUAUCAACAAGCGCCCCGGUUUAAUAGAUAUACAGUGGACUUACCUGGCGAUUACACUCUUUACUGUUAUUCUUGCUCUAUUCUUCUAUAACACGCCCCUUCCCGAGGCUAACGACGUUGAGUUGCAAAUACAAGCCGAUAAUCUCGGAAUCUACCCUUUACAGACUAUCUUCGGCACUCGUCUUCGUCUAAUCUAUACGACUCUUAGUCUCGCUGUCUUUACACAGUUCUGUUAUGUCGCUGCUCAAGAAAGUAUAGCUAUUUGGUUUAUGGGAAUACUUAGUGAAAGAUCUCCCGAGCCUAACUACUCCGUUCUUCUUGGAUAUACUAUGUUCGCAUUAGGUCGGCUCUUCUUUGCCCCUCUAAGCUUAUUCGUUCCGACUUAUAUCCUGCUUUUUAUCACUAUUAUCGGAGGUGUUAUCUGCUCUAGCCUGACCAUGGCUCUCGAGGUCUCCGCAAACCGAAUCGCAGUUCCCGGCUUAUUAUUAUUCUUCUUCGAAGGUCCAAUCUGGCCUUUAAUAUUUGCAAUUGGCCUGCGGGGUCUAGGGGGCAAGACUAAAUUGGGCGCCGGCUGCCUUACAGCUGCUGCAAGCGGCGGUGGCGUAUUUCCGUUUGUUUUAUACGCUGUACAGCAGAUUCAGCACAAGAGUAUUCAAUACAGCUACUGUGUUGUUAUUGCAUUAUUUGUAUUCAGCAUGCUCUUCCCCCUCUACUUGACUUUUGUCACUAGAGCAAGGGCACAAGUCGACCUUCAUAGAGACGUGUCUAGAACAUGUACUCUUACGGGCAGCCGACUUCCGGAAAGAAGGGAAGCUGGGCGCAUUAGGGAAUAG